Molecule: messenger RNA, 6648 nt
Organism: Myodes glareolus (Bank vole)
Lineage: Eukaryota; Metazoa; Chordata; Mammalia; Rodentia; Cricetidae
Source: RefSeq, a predicted model, not a curated record
AGGCAGAGGCAGACAGAGCUCUAUGAGUCUGAGGCCAGCCUGGUCUACAGAGGGAGUUCCAGAACAGCCAAGACGACAGAGAGAGGCCCUAUCACAGAGAGGAGGGUAUGUUCUUUCUGGUGCAUCAAAAUCAUCUGAUCACAAAACAUGAAUUAUCAGAACAAGACUCUGUAUAUCUCUAGUACACAUUAAAGCAUAAAUAAAACUAGCACCUUUAAGAAAAAUGUUGGCAUUCUAUAUUUAAUAUUUUUAACCCAAUGCAAUUAUGAAAGUGAUCCUAGUAUAUUGGUCUACUCAGGUCUUUGAUAGACUUGCUGACUAGCAUGGAAAAGCAUCAGGAAGACUAAUUUUUCAGUUUUUUGUGUGUACCCAGCUUGAGUGUGCAUAUUAUCAAGUUCUCUGAAUGGUUCCUUUGAGUUAAGUCUCUUUCCACAACCACAAGGUGAGGUCUAAUUCAACCCCUUGUGCCUCUUGAUGGCAAAGAUAAGGUAGGAAAAAUAUGGAGCUCAGCAAAAGCCUUUCUUACCCUAGCCUGUCCUCACCUCCAGCUUCUCGUUUUUUCAUGCUUUCGUGUAAAUAUUUGUGGAUUCAUUAACUGUCACUAAACCAGUUGGUUUUUCCCAUUCACCUUCUUUGCAGGUCUUACAUGAUACUCUUCCUCUCACUUUGAAGUACAUUAUGUAUUGCUUAAGGAGUUAGUCAAAAUAAACAAAUCAUUUAAUACAAAAAUCCUAUAAUAUUUCAACUACCAUGUAAUAUUGAGAGUCUAUUAAAUGCAAAAUAUAUUUAAUAAUCUAGAACUACCACAAUGAAUGAGAUACAAGUUUGCCUAAAGAAAGCACAGUCUAAUGAGAGAAGCAGACACACCCAAGAACAAGUACACGAUAGUCUGAUAAGCUCUUCGUUAAGCAAGAUCAGUAUGCUUUGGCAGAUCAGAAAAAGUACCCAAACCACUGGGAAUUGAGUGGGAGUCGACUUCCCAGGAAGGGUGAUACUUGGCUGGGUUCUAUGCCAUAUGAAAAGGGGAGAAGAACAAUUCAGAAAAGGAAAAAAAAGGAAGUCUAAAAUAUGAAUUCAUAAAGCAAACCAAAGAACUGAAAGAAGUAUCAUUGAAAAAAAGAGAAUGUGUAGAUGAUCAGUAGAAUGGGAAUGGUGACGGUAGGAUGAGCCUCUCCUCAAAUUUCUCCUUCUCUUGUACUCAAUCACAAUGAGAAAAGUAACUAAGACACACUGUAAGAAAAAACAACAGCUACCUCUUGCUGAAUACUCAAUAAAGGACAAUAAUUAUCACAGCCACUUUCAUGAUUCCUUUAUUUAACUCUCAAAACAAUUCUAAGAGAUAAAUAAGUUGUGAAACUCAUUUCAAAAACAAGAACAGAGAUUCUCAUCGGUCAAGUCAUCCAUCCAAUACAAUUAGCAAUUACACUAGAUUUAAACAUGGAUCAGUACAAAUUCAAUCCAUGUUCUUACCCAUUAGCUUUACUCAAAAUGAAGUUUUUAAAUCUUAAUAUUAAAUACAACUCAAUAGUCAAUGAAAUGCAAUUGACAAAGUUUCAAGCCAGAAAGAAUCAAAUGCCUCUGGCUUUCAUUUGAUCCCACCUUCUUGUCAGCAACAGGUAAGUAGGUGUGGACUGACAGAGCUUGUGGGGUUGCUAUUACUACAGCUCUCAUUAUUUAGUCUCAUCUUUUAAGCAAACUGUCUUAUCUGUUUACAGCUGAAUCCAGAAAAGCAGAAAAAUUUCCACCUGCAAGAUGAACCAUCUCUCCUUGGUCUGACUGAACUGGAAGAAGACCCUAGAUUCAAGCUGGUCAGUAACUGCUGGUCCAUCAUUUCCUCAGAAUUCGGCUUUUCAAAAUGGAACGCACUUGGAAAGCAUUCCUUCUUAACAUCCUUGAAGACCUUACAGAGGAAGAGAUGGGAAAGUUUAAGUACCAACUGAAAAAUAUAGAUCUUGCUAAGGAAUACAGCCACAUUAAACGAGGCACUCUGCAGAAGGCAAACACGGUGGCACUACUUGCUGAUACACUGAUCCAGCACUAUGGAGAAGAAUACUCCAUGACUGUAACCCAUGAUGUUCUGUUAGCCAUAAAUCAACGGAAUUUGGCAGACCUGAUCAUUUCACAAAUGGGAAAGUCUGGACCUUCCAUGGGAACAUCUACAAAAAAGGAAAGCAAGAGAAAACUAGAUAAUGAAGCAAAAUCAGAUGAAGAUAAAUGGCCAAAGAAGAUUCAAAAAUUAAUUACUUCAAUGAGACCCAAUGGAUCUACGGCUCAUCCCACAAAAUCUCAAACAAUCAAUAAUAUAGAAGAAACAAAUAAAAAUCAACACUUUAAUGACUUGAUCCAAAGGCUUAAUCUAGAAUGUUAUUAUUCCAAGAAGAUGACCAAAGUGAAUUUUCUUACGAUAAAUAAGAUAUCCUUCCUAGGCAUUCAACCAAGAUCUGAGAGGGAGCUACCAUAUUGUUUUCUGGAGAAGCUAUUGGUAAUGGAUUAUAAUUUAAGAUUCCUUGUUUACAGAAAGACAAUUUCUAAUCUGCCCCAGGCAGGAACUAUAGAGUCAGAAAAAAAACUGCCAAGAUUUGAAGAUUUUUUCACUAUUAAGGAAGGACAUUCAGCCUCAGUACCAACUUGCAUUCACCCACUAGACAUCCAAAUGGCAAUUUUCCACUGUGCUGACGACUUCACAAGACAGUUUAUUUUAACCAAACUUUCUGUUUGCCAAUUUGCUCUUCCGUUUUUGGUGCCCAAUCCUUGCAAGUCCCAAGUUGAAUUCCCUCUUUGGUCUCUUGGACAAAUCAGAAAAAGCUGGAGGGAGGUGGAAAAAAUAGGUUGGGAGACAAAAAUUAAAAAUUAUGACAACCAUCUGAUUAGCUCACAGCCUAUACACAUCGUAUCAUUAAUAAGAAUUGGAGAUUUUGUCUCGACUUCUAAAUCACAGAUUCUGAAUUUACUCCUGAGUAAGGGCAAACAUGACCAUUUUUUUCACAAUAAUUUUAGGAAAGGCAACAAAAACUGUCUCUUAAUGGCAGGGAUGGUGGAAAUCUGCUGGUUCUGUCCAGGUGGAAGAGCUGAGGACAGAUUUGAAAACUGCAUUGCCUUCACCAAUCUCCAUGGAAAUGCUGAAUUACAUGAAAAGCAAGUUAAGUUCUUGCAUGAGGUCUCUUCAGUCACUGUACUCCUUCUGUCAACUUCAGAAAAUACUUCAGGAAGUGCAAAAAUGAUCACACCUCUUCUUCGUGAAUUUUGGAAUUCACACAAACCUCUCAUCUGUCUGUUUGAAAAUGUAGAAAAUAUUCUGGAUGAGAAGUAUCCUCCUCACAAAGUGAGAAUUGGCAUCAAGGAUCUAAACAAGGUAGAAUUAGCUGAUAAAAUCACAGUUACAUUAACACAGUUACUGAAAGAGUUUACACCACCAUGUAAUUUGAAUAACUGUGCCGACAUUGCGAGGAAGUAUGGGUUUAUUAUUGACGAAGACCAGAGACACUUCCAGGAAUCAGGGAAAAAAGCAGACAGUAUUAUAGAUCUCUUAAGAAAAGUGAAAUUAUCUCAGAUAAAAGAAAGCCUACUGCCUCUUCAGGGACAGCUAUGGCAUGAAUGGUGCAAAAAGGACAAGGAAUCCUACCAACUUAGAGAAAAGGGGAACAAGAACAUUGAACAAUACAAAAAGGAGCUUGAAAAGGAAAAGCAAAAUAUACGUUGGGAACAAUAUCACAAAGUAGUUAACCUUAGUGACCUGAUGGAGUUCUUCCGUCAAAGUCUCCAGUCACACCCAGAAACUCACACUGAGCUCUACUUCCUACAAAGGCUGAGUCUGUUAAUAGAGCAACUAACCAAGACAGAUUUAGAAAACCUCCACCAGAGGCACAGUUUUCUGAUGACUCAGGUGCAAACAGAGAAACUGAAGCAAUCAAAGACAAGCUCCCUCAGACGUUGGGAGGCUGAUCUAGAAGUUGUUUCCAAAGAAAUCCGUAAUUCUACCCUGGGACCUGAGCACCUUCUGAGAGAAUUGGGCCAGAUCUAUGAAUCUCUAGAAGAAACUUCUUCCCAAAAAAAUACACUGUAUCUGUCUGUUCCCCAAAUGGCUGCAGAUCUGAUGGUGUCCGGAUUUCCUAUCGAGCUCAUGGAUGGGGAUGCUUCUUAUGUGCCCUUGAAGUGGGUGGCAGCUGUUUUUGACAAGAUCUCCGAGAAACUUGGAGACAAAAAGGUGUUUGUUCUCUCUGUUCUUGGCCUGCACAGCUCAGGGAAGUCCACGCUGCUGCAUGCCAUGUUUGGGCUGCAGUUCAGCCUCAGUGUAGGGAAGAAUACCCGGGGUGCCUACAUGCAGCUUUUGAAGGUAGAAGAUGUAUUCAAAGAAGAGCUGGGCUUUGACUUUUUGCUUGUUGUGGACUCAGAAGGACUAAAUGCUCCACAGCCAAUGAACAAAGUGCAGAGUAAGGAAAAUGAGCUGGCAACCUUUGUCACUGCACUUGGAAACUUAACUCUAGUCAAUAUUUGGGGGCCAAACCUAUCAGAAAUACAAGCUGUUCUGCAAAUAGCUAUUCAUGCCCUUCUCAGGAUGAAACAACUGAAUAUCUCCCCAAGUUGUCUGUUUGUUCAUCAGAACACAGAAGAAACCAUAGAUACAAAUCAAAGCAUGGCAAGACGACAGCAACUGCAAGAGAAAUUGGAUGGAAUCACACUCGCUGCGGCUCAAUAUGAACAGUGCUCAGAUGUACACUGUUUCAAUGAUGUCAUUAAGUUUGACAUCAGAACCCACAUCCACUAUUUUGCUCAUCUGUGGGAAGGUUAUCCCCCAAUGGCCCCUCCUAAUACCUGCUACAGCCAAAAUGUCCGGGAACUAAAAAGCAGGAUUCUUAAGUUUGCCAAGGAAGAAUGCAAGGGAAGUAUUUUGAAGAUAUCAGAAUUUAAAGUCCGAAUACAGGAUCUAUGGAAGGCCUUGAUGAAUGAGAAUUUCAUCUUUAGAUUUAAGAACACCCGGGAAGUUGUGGCUAUGGAUAAACUGGAGACCACAUACAACGGUUGGACCUGGGAGCUACAAAACUAUGUGCUGGACUUGCAGAAUCAGCUAGCCAAACAGAUUUGGAAUGAGUUAGUUCAGGAGAUACUGAGAAGUUCAGUUGAAAGUCAGAUUGUGGAAAAACAUGAAGCCAUUAAGCAAGAACUUGAAAAGUAUUUUCAAGAAGACCAAGACAGAGAUAUAUUGGCUUCUUGGAAAGGAAAAUUUGAAGAUGAUUUGAGAACUCUUAAAAAUAAACUUGUAGUAGAAACCAUCAAAAAAUGUGAGGAUUUACUGACCAGAAAGAAAAUUCAAGACCUUUUAAAGGUACAAAAAGUAAAAAUUGAACAGAAGUUGCAAGAAAAAGUCAGAGAAGUGGCCACAUUUGUCAAGAGCACUGAGUUACAAGAGAAGGAGUUGAGAGACAUGUUCAACAAAAUCUGGUCAGAGAACAUCUCCAUUGUUCUGCCUCCCUCACUCUCAUUUGCUGACGACCCUGACAUUGAUGUUGACCUAGAGAACAUUCUCCUGCAGCAUUUUAAACAGCAUCCUAAUAUUGUCAGUAAAAUUAGAUAUCGUGGCACAAAGAAACCAUUUUCUAUCAACUAUUCUAAACAUGUUAUUAGUUCUCAAACAUCACAAGUAAAUGCACCUUCUGUGGAAGGUUUUGAGAAAGACAUCAUAAUGAACACAACAGCUCACAUUAUGAAAGUGGUUAGAGAAGUCAUAAAUAUAAGAGAACAAAAUAACCAAGGAUACAGCUCUAGUUACUUCCAUGAAAUUCUCCAAAUGAUUGACACUGAGACUGCGUCAGCAACUCAAGGGCUGGCGUUUGUGCUAAACAACAGAUAUAAACUAGAGCUUGCCUUGGAGCUGGUCCAAGAAGCAGCAAAGAGUUUUAAAAGGAUGUCUAUUGCAUUCAAACAGGAAAAUAACCCUGUCCUCUAUCUAGAGAGUCUAAAAGAGGAAAUUUUUAAUGAUUUUAGGUCAUCCCACAAAAACUACUCAAAUGUUAAUUGAUUUCCUCUGAUGCAGUUUCUCCUGUCCUACGAAUUAGUAUAAAUCUUAAAAUCUUUGACAGUUCCUUGUCAAUUUUCUUGUCAUCUGUUGCAUUCUCUUCUGUGAUGAACAUUUUUGUAACUAAACACAUACCUUGAAUCUAUCCUAGAAGUUUAGAAUUAGUUAAUCUUCCUGUAUGAAAUCUCCAAACUACUAUUUCACCAAAAGUUCAAGUUAAUUGUUCAUUAAAAUACACAAAAUAAGUUAUUCACUAUUAUAUCAGACAAUGAAAAAGUAGGGGCAAAUAUAAAUAAUAAUAAAGGGGCUGGAGAGAUGACUCAGAGGUUAAGAAGACCCAAGUUUAAUCCCUAUCACUUGUAUCAAAUAGCAUAAAACAACCUGUAACCUCAGUUCGAAGGAAUCCAUUGCCUUCUUCUGGCCUCCACAGGGACACACAACCCAUUCACACACACACAGACAGACAGAGAGAGAGAGAGAGAGAGAGAGAGAGAGAGAGAGAGAGAAAUAAAUAAAUAAUAAACCUAAAAGCAUAAAAUGUUAAGCCUGGUGGGUAGUGUACCCUUUCAACACCAGCAUUUCAAGAAGCAGAGGCAGGCAGAGCUCUGUAAGUCAGCCUAUUCUACAGAGCAAGU